AUGAAAGAAGAACGUGAAUCAAAUAUUAGAAACUCUAUUUUUGAAUCAGCGCACGCACUAUUAAACACCAUCUCUACGUCUGUAGGACCAAAAGGACUAGAUAAAAUGAUAAUAAAACAAAACAAGACUACGGUUACAAAUGACGGUGCUACUAUCUUAAAAUUUUUUACAGAAAAUCCUAUACAUCUAUUUCUUAGUAAUGUAUCCACAUCACAAGAUGAGAAAUGUGGGGAUGGAACUACUAGUGUAAUAAUUUUAACGUGUAGUCUACUUAAUUCACUUAAGAAACUUCUAGAAAUGAAUAUUCAUCCCUCGAUAAUCUGUGAUUAUCUAGAAAGAGCUAGAAAUGUGGCUAUUUCUUAUAUAGAGUGGGCAAAAAUACCAGUUAAUGAUGUUAAUAUUUUUAAUACUGUUAUAACCACUUUAAAUUCUAAAGUGGUAGGCAAUGCAGUAGAAAUGGCAAGUGCAUCUAUAAAAGCGAUGGAAGCAACAGGAUAUGAUAAAAAUAAAAUACGAAUUUUAAAAAAGCUGGGAGGAUCAAUUGAUGAUGUAUUGUUUUAUAAAGGAAUGUUAUUUAAAUCAGAUAUCAAAACAGAAAAACGUCGCGUAAAAUGCGGGGCGAUUCAAUUUUGCAUUAGUGCGCCGAAAACGAAUAUGGAUAGUAAAAUUUUAGUUGACAGUCCACUUCUUAUGGAGAAAAUAAUUUCAGAUGAAAGAACAUAUAUAUUAGACAUUUGUAAAAAAAUAAAAAUGAGCGGGUGUCAGUUACUUUUAAUACAAAAAAGUAUAUUAAGGGAUAGUUUAUCUGAGUUAGGUCGUCAUUUUCUUAAGCAGUUAAAUAUUUUAGUAAUAGAAGGAUUAGAUAGAAAAGAAGUUGAAUAUAUCUGUGAAGCAUUGGGUAUUGAACCUAUUUCUGAUGUUAAUUUUCUUACUUGUGAGAAUUUAAAAGAAGUGGAAAUAAAAAAUACUGAAGACAUGUUAGAAAUAAAAGGAUAUGGUAGCAGUAUUGUUAUUAAUGGAUGUGAUGAUCUUGUUUUAGACGAAGUUGAACGAAGUUUAAAUGAUGCGCUUUGUGUAGUUAAGUGUUUACACGAUGAAAAUUUUAUAGUUCCUGGUGGAGGGGCAAUUGAAAUGGCUAUAUCUAAUAAAAUAUUGGAGUUGGAAGACGGUAAUAUUUUCAUAAAUAGGGAGAUUAGUCGAGGAUUUGAAGCAAUACCUUAUUUUUUGGCACGUAAUGCAGGACUUAAUUCAAUAGAAGCAGUCUCGGAACUCAAAAAAGCUAUAAGAGAGAAUCCAACUUAUGGUAUUAGUGUUAGGGGAAAUAAUAUUAAUGAUAUGCUUGAAGAUGAUAAUGUAGUACAGCCUGCUUCUAUUACUAAAUCUAUUGUAAACUUAGCAAUAGAAACUGUUAUAAUGCUAUUAAAGAUUGAUGAUAUUUUACCUUCAAGAGUUUAA
Vairimorpha ceranae is the source of this 1455-nucleotide messenger RNA. Its product is annotated as t complex protein 1 delta subunit. The record is from RefSeq and is a predicted model, not a curated record. NCBI's taxonomy places the organism in Eukaryota, Fungi, Microsporidia, Nosematidae. Gene Ontology annotation, biological process: protein folding. The transcript has a single exon. The coding region runs from base 1 to 1455 and encodes 484 amino acids. Gene Ontology annotation, molecular function: ATP-dependent protein folding chaperone; ATP binding. Gene Ontology annotation, cellular component: chaperonin-containing T-complex.